CUGUGUGCUGCAACGCUGUGGUGACUCUUGGCGGGUCGUUCGUUCAACCAACAACUGAUUGAGUCACCUUUUUCAGCGAGAACUGCCAAAAAUAGGCGAGAAUUGAGCUCGACAGAUGCUCGUGGCACAUACAUAAGAGAGUCUGGCUGAGAAGAGACUCGGAAAGCUUGUUUGAUGAGUUUGCCAAGAUUUCGAUAUUCCCAACUCCUGCGCUGCAGCACCCGCCUUUCAGCAAAGCCGUCGUCUCUUUCGAGGCUUCGACCAUUUUCAGCCAUGGCGUCAAAACAGUCACAGGGCAGCUCUGCCUACACGCCCCGCUACAUAGAUAUUGGCAUCAACCUGGCCGACCCCAUCUUCCGUGGUCUAUACCAUGGCAAGCAAAGACACCCAGACGACCUUGGCGCCGUUAUAUCACGAGCCAAGGAGGUCGGCUGCCAGAAGCUUAUCGUCACUGGCUCGGACUUGACAAACUCGAAAGAGGCACUCGAAAUAGCAAAGGAAUACCCUGGCGUGGUCUACACAACUGCGGGUAUACAUCCCUGCUCCAGCGCCAUCUUCAGCUCAUCCCACAAGCCUCGAGCCAGCGAGGGUGGCGAGGGCCACACCGAAGGCCAAAGCACGCCAUGCGAUCCUGACCCGUCGCAGCCCAUCUCAGAAGACCACGACGCUUGCCCCAAAAAGACCUCGCAGAUCAUCGCCUCGCUGCAGAACCUCAUCGCCGAGGCCCAGGCCUCGACGCCGGGCGCCCUCGUCGCGUUUGGCGAGUUCGGCCUCGACUACGACAGGCUGCACUACUGCUCCCGCAAGGUCCAGCUGCACUCGUUCGCGGCGCAGCUGGAUCUCGUGCUCGCCAUGAAACCCCAGCUGCCCCUGUUCCUGCACUCCCGCGCCGCGCACGCCGACUUUGUCGGGCUGCUCAAGGACAAGUUUGGCCCGAGGCUGGAGAGGCUCGAGAAGGGCGGCGUCGUGCACAGCUUCACCGGCACGGCCGAGGAGAUGCGCGAGCUCAUGGACCUGGGCCUCUACAUCGGCACCAACGGAUGCAGCUUUAAGACGGCCGAGAAUUGUGACGUCGUCAAGGAGAUCAAGCUCGACCGGCUCAUGCUCGAGACUGAUGGGCCCUGGUGCGAGGUGCGGCCCAGCCACGAAGGAGGGAAGUAUCUCGUCAGCAAAAUCAACGCAGACAGGGAGGCUGAGGCGGCUGCUGCUGCUGUCGCCGCCGCCGAGGCAGCAGAAGCCACAGAGCCGCAAAACGACAAUGUCGAAGCUGGCGAGAAGCCAACGCAAGAGACACCUGUUCUGGCGGCCGCAACCGCAGCACUUGCCUCAGCAUCACUAGCACCACCAUCCUCGUCAACCCUCGGGUCAUCCUCCUCCCCUGGCCAGACCGGCACCACCGCCACAACCACAACAACCACAACAACAAACUCAGCAGGGACCAACACCCCCUCGACAAGAACACACACCCCCGGCCCCAAGCCGCGCCGCAAGCCCCCCGCGCCCAAGCAGACCAAGAAGGAGCCCGAGGUUCCCGAGCGGUGGAAGUCGGUCAAGAAGGAGAAGUGGGUCGAGGGCGCGAUGGUCAAGAGCCGCAACGAGCCGUGCAUGAUUGAGCGCGUGGGCACCGUGGUCGCGGCGAUCAAGGGCGUCAGCGUCGAGGAGGUGUGCGAGGCCGCGUGGGAGAAUACUUGUCGGGUGUUCAAGCUCGAGUAAUCUUGGCCAUGCAUGUAUGUAUGGGCUGUCUGUCUGGUGCCGAGUAGCGCCUUUGAUAUAUCAUAGGCGUGCGGGGAUACGUCUUGUCCGAGUCCCCUCCUCUUAUGGAUAUGGGCGAGCAACGAGGUGUUGACCAACAUAAAAAUUUCUUUGUAGAGAGAGAGAGAGAGAGCCUUGAGUAGAGGCAGUAUAUAUAGAGUCAAUCGUCGGGCCUAUUUUUGGCACCAGGAGUCCAGCCAAGCAUGCGCAAUUCUAACUUCACUUCCUCUGGAAGUCACCAGAGCAGAAAGUACUUAUCGCACGAUCUGAAACCCCUUGGCAGCAAGUGAUCGAUCAGAG
Messenger RNA from Microdochium trichocladiopsis, 2052 nucleotides. RefSeq lists its product as uncharacterized. The record is from RefSeq and is a predicted model, not a curated record. NCBI's taxonomy places the organism in Eukaryota, Fungi, Ascomycota, Sordariomycetes, Xylariales, Microdochiaceae. The transcript has 3 exons. Gene Ontology annotation, cellular component: cytosol. Gene Ontology annotation, molecular function: 3'-5'-DNA exonuclease activity. The coding region runs from base 175 to 1713 and encodes 512 amino acids.